AUGUCCUCACCCACCACCACCACACCAACCCACAAACUCACCCCCCUCGCAACCCUUACACCGCCCUCCAACUCGCGAACCUGGCAAUCCGCGCCGCAUCCCUCCCUCCCCAUCGUCGCAACCGCGUGCUCCGACCGCAGCGUCCGCGUCUACAGCUUAACCUCCUUCACGCUCCUACAUUCUAUAACGGGUGGGCAUAAGCGUAGCAGUGUUCUUGCGACUGGGAGUUUUGAUAGUAGUGCUGGGAUAUGGCGGAGGGAAGAAAAUGGUGGAGGACGCGAAGAGGACUUUACAGGAAGAAGAAUCGGUGCUGGCGGUGAGGAUAGUGAUGGAGAUGAACGCGACGACGCAGACGACUACCAGUUCUCCUGCAUCCUCGACGGCCACGAAUCCGAAAUCAAAUGCUUGGCUUGGAGUCCCUCAGGCCAGUACCUAGCGACGUGCUCCCGCGACAAGAGCGUGUGGAUAUGGGAGGAGCUCGAAGACGAUAACUUUGAAACCGUGGCUGUGCUGCAGGAACAUGAUGGUGAUGUUAAGAGCGUGGCGUGGCACCCGGAAGAGGAUUUGUUAGUGUCUACGAGUUAUGAUGAUACGGUGAGGUUGUACAAGGAGGAUGCGGAUGAUUGGGUUCAGGUGGCGUGCAUUGAGGGGCAUGCGAAGACGGUUUGGUGGGCGGAGUUUGAGGGGAGUGGGAUGAAUACCAAAGACUGGAGGAAGGAUAUAUCAAGCACAUCUAACACAUCGGAUGCAUCACAACUGCAACGAGCGGAGUAUAUCACGGAGUUGGAACGAUCGGGACCGCGACUCGCGACGUGCUCGGACGACUGCACGGUUCGCAUAUGGCGCCGGAAAGCGAAAGAAGGAGAUGACAACGCGAGUAAUAAGACGGGCGUCCCUAGUAUCAUCCGCUCGGCGGCUAUCGACGAGGAAUGGUAUCAGGAUGCGGUGCUACCGCAGGUUCACGAACGCGCUAUUUACUCGGUUUCUUGGAGUCGCAGGACGGGUAUGAUUGUUAGUGCGGGGAGUGAUGGGAAGGUUAUUGUUUAUAAGGAGAGGUGGAGGGGGCAGGCUGGUGGUGCCGGGGGUAAUGUGGACGGGGAGGAGAUGGAUGUUGAUGGCGCACAGGCAGGGGGAUUGACGGAGUGGGUGGUUGUUGCGGAACUGUUUUCUGGUCAUGAUGUCUUUGAGAUUAAUCAUGUUUGUUGGGCGAAGAGGGCGGAUAAGGGGAGGAGGGGCGAGGAGGAGGAGGUUGUGCUUACGACGGGGGAUGAUGGGGAGGUGAGGGUUUGGGUGGUGGAUGAGGUGGAUGCGGAGAAGGUGUGA
Alternaria viburni is the source of this 1323-nucleotide messenger RNA. RefSeq names its product Cytosolic iron-sulfur protein assembly protein (gene CIA1). Gene Ontology annotation, cellular component: cytosolic [4Fe-4S] assembly targeting complex. Gene Ontology annotation, molecular function: protein binding. NCBI's taxonomy places the organism in Eukaryota, Fungi, Ascomycota, Dothideomycetes, Pleosporales, Pleosporaceae. Gene Ontology annotation, biological process: iron-sulfur cluster assembly. The transcript is spliced from 2 exons. Bases 1 to 1323 code for a protein of 440 amino acids. The record is from RefSeq and is a predicted model, not a curated record.